Messenger RNA from Miscanthus lutarioriparius, 981 nucleotides. NCBI's taxonomy places the organism in Eukaryota, Viridiplantae, Streptophyta, Magnoliopsida, Poales, Poaceae. The record is from the annotation of a GenBank genome assembly.
AUGGCGGCCACCCUGGAGGGCCCCAGCGGGCGGACGUGGCUGGUGGUCAUCCGCCGGUCCGCCGAGGGCACCUUUUUCACCUCGGGCUGGCCCAAGUUCGUGCAGGACCAGGAGCUGCGGGAGCUCGAGUUCCUCGUGUUCCGGUACGACGGCGGCACGCACUUCACCGCCAUGGUGUUCGACACCACGGCCUGCGAGCGGGAGGACCUGCUGCUCGGCGCCGACCAGCCGCGCCGUGGCCGGCAGCGGCAGAACAACAAGCGGGCGAACAAGGAUUCCGUCGGGAAGGAGCUGGUGCCGUACCGUGCGCCACGUGAGCAGCAGGUUUCAUGCUCCAAUUGGACGCCAGAAUCGGCUGGCGCGGUCAAGACCGAGAUUGAGGACGGCGACGAGGACCGCGCGCCGAAGCGCGGCCCGGACCCAGAGCCCCAGGUCCAGGACGGCGCGGAAAAGCGGCGCGCGGUGAAAACGAGGAGCAUCCACGAGGACCUGCAGGCGCUCGCGGACAUCCCGGACUCCGUCAGGCGCUACAAGAGGUACGUGUCUCGCCGGUGGCACGUGACGGGCGCCGAGCGGCAGCGCGCCAUGGAGCUAGCCUACGCGUUCCGGUCGUCGCUGCCGUACUGCGUCAUCCGCAUGAGCACAAUGCACGUCUACUACUCGUUCAUGAUGAGGUUCCCGACGGGGUUCUCGCGGCAGCACCUGCGGCGGGAGCGCACGGACGUGGUGCUCCGGGACCCGGGCGGCAAGGCGCGGGUGGUGCUCUACAUCCCCAACACGAGGGACCGGCUGUCGCGCGGCUGGUGCGCCUUCGCGCGGGGCAACUGCCUCGAGGAAGGGGACUACUGCGUGUUCGAGCUCGUGGGCGCGGCCGAGUUCCGCGUCCAUGUCUUCCGCGUCGUCGAGCCGGCCGUGCCGGCGCCCGGCGGUCAGGCUCCGGAGCACGUGAAGCGGCCAAGCGGGGGAGGAGGUGGCAGCUGA